CUAGAACAAACCUGUUCAAGCUCGAUGCUGCUUGAUAGCUAGCAUGACUCCGCACCACGAAUCACGAAGUUCUGCAACCGAGCAUCAAAAACCGUUACAGAAGUCGGACCUAUGGAACUGCCGAACCACUGAUCGAGUUUGUCUGGAGUUUUUUUGCCUGUUCCGCCAUUCCCCGGCAUGAACGGUCCGAUGCACACCAAGAGAACGUUUCCCUCAUCUAGGAUCAUUAAGCAUUAAAGGAAUCCGAGAGGAACAUCAAGCAACAGAAGCAAAGUGCCACUGAAUCCUUUCUUCGUUGUUGGAUUGUCUUCCACUCUCGGACUCUCGCGAGAAUACGAGCUUGUGAUAUUUCUCUGAACGCAUAAAGGUCUGACAGCAGUGGCUCGCCAAGUCAUAACUUUUGCUUGCUGCGCGAUGAGUACAGUCGCCGUAUCCGGAGAUGGUGUGGCACUUUUAUACGCGGCAAUUAUCCUGCUAUUGCUGACCUGGAUCACUGUAUCGAUUCGUUUGGGUGUCCGGGUGUGGAGGAAAGUGCUCGGAAUGGACGACUACCUGAUGUUGGUCGGACUCGUCUUGUUCUCGGUAACGGCGUGUCUAUGCAUAGUGUCCUGCUUCUAUGGCUCUGGCCAGAAAGCUAAGGACUUGAAGCCUCUGACGAUUUCGAAGGGAAUAAAGACCUUUUAUAUUGCAGAGUACUUCUACGUCGUCAGCGCCGCAAUGAUAAAAUGCAGCAUCUCCGUCACCCUUCUACGCAUUGCCUCCAGACAGUGCCGCUACAAUUGGUCCAUCUAUGCCAUCAUGGGCUUACAAUGGAUCGCGACGAUCGUCUUCAUUGCCAGCAUAGCCAGUAUCUGCAAGCCGAUCCAGACACUCUGGGGCGAAGCAAAAGGCACCUGCAACCUGCGGCUGAACAGCAACGCGUCUUUCUUCUUCAGCGCAAUCGAGAUCCUGACCGAUUGGUCUCUCGCCAUCUUGCCCGCAAUUAUGCUCUGGAAAGUGCAGAUGAAAGGCACUGUCAAGAGCUCUGUAGCCGUCAUCCUCGCUCUCGCCUCAGUUGCGAGCUGCGCCACGAUCGUCCGCCUGAGAUAUCUCGCACUGUACUCUGAUCCCGGAGAAUUCAUGUAUAGCACGGGCAAGAUCGGCUUCUGGUCGUUGAUGGAAGAAGGAAUUGGCAUAGUGGCUGGCAGCCUCCCCGCAUUGCGGCCACUAUUAUCGCUGCGUGUGGGGUUCAGCUCUAGCAUGAACACGCCCGCGGGAGGGAUAUCGGGGCCUCCGGAAUCGCUGAGCUAUAACAGACACGACAGAAAGCGCUCGGGGGUGAUGAUGAUGGAUACAUUUCAGACGUUUGGGGAUGGUGCGGACAGAGAGGAUGAGCACGAUGAUGGGGAUAGUCAGAAGAACAUCGUCAAGGAGACGAAGUAUAGCGUCACGAGCACCAAGGUCGCAAUUAGUGAGGAAGAGAGGAUUAGGGGUCAGGCGUUGGGUGGGAGCAGGCGUUGAAAGCGUAGUGUAUGUGUGAUGAAUUCGAAGCAGUGAAGGGUUGCCCUGUAGCGUGAGGCAUUCGUUCAUGCCUUCUUAAUGAUUGAG
Didymella exigua CBS 183.55 is the source of this 1587-nucleotide messenger RNA. RefSeq lists its product as uncharacterized. The transcript is spliced from 5 exons. The record is from RefSeq and is a predicted model, not a curated record. The coding region runs from base 415 to 1500 and encodes 361 amino acids. Lineage: Eukaryota; Fungi; Ascomycota; Dothideomycetes; Pleosporales; Didymellaceae.